Penicilliopsis zonata CBS 506.65 is the source of this 2100-nucleotide messenger RNA. RefSeq lists its product as hypothetical. The record is from RefSeq and is a predicted model, not a curated record. Bases 1 to 2100 code for a protein of 699 amino acids. The transcript has 3 exons. Lineage: Eukaryota; Fungi; Ascomycota; Eurotiomycetes; Eurotiales; Aspergillaceae.
AUGGCUUCCAUCAGUCCAGAAGAAAUCUCGGCUUCAAGUGCUGGCAGUGCUGGCUCUACUCCAACCAUACAUUUAUUAAGCUCUGCUGCUUCCAUAAAAACUCAAGUCCAGGGCACCAGCUCUCGCAGAAGCUCUCAGAAUGGUCGGAACAGUCGGAGCAGCUCUCGUAGCAGUUCUCACAACAGCCGCCAUGGCUCUCAGAGCAAAAGCCUGACGGGUGCUACAUCCAGUCCAAUUGCCCGUCCAAAGAAGUGGAGGUGGAAACACCUGUGGCUGGAUCGAGAAAGCGAUGAGCCAUAUACCACCACGGACGAUGCAGCGACCUUGACCCGCCUUGUUUUCUUCCGUUUGAUCGGAAUAACAGUUAUCACCGGUGCCUGUAUCCUCGGGGCAAAAGGCGAGAGCUUCAAUCUGACCUCGACCACCAUCGCCAACAUAUUAUUUGUCGACCAGGACACCGAGCUGGCGGUGUUUGGUCUGGUGAAUCGACUGCUGGAAAUGCUUACCCAGACCGCGCUUAACCAUAUUGCUUCGACCCUGUUGACGAAAUGGAUGACUCGUCGGGACCAGCGGGGCGUGAACACAGUGGACUUUGAGAUGGCAGAGGAGUUCAAGAAUCCCUGGACGGCCAUCAUGAACUUCCACGAACGGUGGAAGUCAUCGACCCGUCAGGGAUGGCUAUUUCCCUGGCUCCGGUUCCUAGUCACUCUUGCCGUCAGCAUCAGUCUGCUACUCCUCGGCGCGUCAAUGAACACGAUUGCCAUCCCGAAGAGUCGAUGGUGGCCAGAUACAAGAUUCAUCACUCCUCACCCCCCAGAUGAUCGAUUCUACUUUUACAACCAGACCUCACGGGUCUCGUUUGCCAGUCGAAUGUCUGAAUGGCAGCUUGCCUGGGAGAUGAUCCGGGAAGGUGGUGAUCCAUCGUGGGAAAUAUCACAUACCAUGGCUGCCUCGCACUGUUUAUCCGCUUUUGGAAAUCUUUAUAACUCUUUCAAUCAAGAACCUGGCUGGCAGUCCCUGGGUGAUAAUGAAGUGGCUGCCUUCAGCGCCUUCAACGUGCCCAAUGGUUCCACUGGGCGCAGUCUGCAGUCCAUGGCGAUUCAGGGAGAUCAAGCCAGCGCCAUGUACCAGAAUCAAAAAAAGCAUGGAAAACAUUCCUGGCAAAGGGACUCGACGGGAUGGUUCGCUUCGUUGAAGCUGCUAGGCAUACUACUCGAGACGGACUGCAUAAUGGUGGAUGGCAGUGACAACAACACCGGUACCAACGCAUGGCAGGCGACCACAAUAAACAACACCAUCAUUGUCAAGAUCGGGCCGUACAGCAACGCCUCUCUGGAGACAUUCGCCGGGGCGACAUGCAAUAUCUCUAUUAAUCAAGCGCACAUCCCGAUCCAGCAAUGGAUAUACUCCGGCACCACCGACUAUGACUACAGCAUCAACAACUGGGGCAGCGACAUGGACCCCAAUCUUGUACGGCUGGGACCGUUUCCUGAAAACGCGGCGAUAGCCACCGAGGCCGCCGGCUGGUUCCAGGAUAUCCUGCCGAACCUGCAGAGCUUGUCGUCGAACCAUGCGGUAAUCAAUUUCACCUCAAUGGCCGUGCUUCUCGCGCAGGAUCUGGUAUCAUUGAACCGUGGAUACACGGUCCAGGACGGGCUGGCUGCUGUUGUCGCAACUAUCUUCACGGACAUGCUGACUUCAUUUUCCUGGACGUAUACCGACGACAGCAACAGCAACACGACUCUGCAAGGACCGAUCCGAUGGCAGAUCUACGGCUCCGGGCCCCGGCUACCGUGGGAAUGGACUAUUUCCAGUGUGCUGGCUGUCAUCAUGCUAAUACUAGUGUACGACCUUGGCCUGAUUGUCUACUAUCGCGGACUGGGGGCGGGGCCCUGGCUGAGGCUGGAUGGAAUGAUGGUGGCCGCGAAUCUCGCACCGACCAUGGAAGCACUCAAGCAGGGUCAGGGGAUUGGAAUCGUCUCGGAGGAGGUUAAGGAGGCACGGUUCUUCAUCCGACGGACUGACCACGAUCAAGGGGUUCUCGUCAGCCACGAAGAGUUGAAGGCGAACCCAGAUAGGUACAGUUAUUUAGAUAUUUAA